This is a messenger RNA of Punica granatum (pomegranate), 944 nucleotides long. Lineage: Eukaryota; Viridiplantae; Streptophyta; Magnoliopsida; Myrtales; Lythraceae. The record is from RefSeq and is a predicted model, not a curated record.
CGCUGCGGUGCGGCAACCAGUCCCACUCCUUUCUUCUCCUAUUCACUCCAUCUUUCCCUUCUCCAGAGCUCAGUAACGGUCACAUUUCACAUUCUCAGCAGUCAGCACGGCAGAUCCCUCCCCCCCCCCUCUCUCUCUUUCUACUUUCUCUCUCUAAUGGCUGGAAACUUCUACUUCUUCCUCCUCCUCCUCCUGCUGACAGCGCUCUCCCUCAUGGCCGGCGUUUCCGGUGCGGCCCACGACGGCGGGGUGAACCUGGAGCUGUGGUGCGUGGCCAAGAACAACGCGGAGGACGCGGCCCUCCAAGGGGCUCUCGACUGGGCCUGCGGGCCUGGGGGCACCGACUGCAGCGCAAUCCAGCAGGGAGGCAGGUGCUACUUCCCCUCCGACAUCGGAACAAUGGCCUCCUACGCCUUCAACAGCUACUACCUCACCCACGGCCUCACUGAUGACAGCUGCUACUUCGGCAACACCGCCGCCCUUAUCUCUCUUAAUCCCAGUAAAGGUAAUUGCAAAUUCCCAUCCAGCUCGUCUGUAAAAAAUGGAAGCCAUUCAGGUACAUCAACAACAGUUGGACUAGGGCCUACAUACGAAGAUUUGAAUGGCUGCAGUCGGAUUACCAUGCAAUGCUCACAAUCAGCUGCAGAUCAAAGGCUAAGGCCCAUUCCUUCCAACCACAGGAAAAGAAACAUUUUGGCACGAAUUCAUGUAGUGACCUUUAUUAGGUUAGUGAAAUUCUUUCUAGAUUGAACGUAUCUUGAUCUCUAUCAUGUAAGUAAGAUGAAGUUAUCGAUACGAUUCUUCUCGUAUGUUCGCGGGAUUUAUCACCUGUUUUGGUCGCUCGAGGGUCCGAAAGGCAAAUCAAGUCCUGUAAUGAAAGCUAACACUUUUCUGCGAAUUCGAGAUCUCUGCUCCAAAGAUGAUGUGAUUUCUUUUCCUCAUAA